Trichomycterus rosablanca is the source of this 1553-nucleotide messenger RNA. RefSeq names its product pancreatic triacylglycerol lipase-like. Lineage: Eukaryota; Metazoa; Chordata; Actinopteri; Siluriformes; Trichomycteridae. Bases 110 to 1522 code for a protein of 470 amino acids. The transcript has 13 exons. Gene Ontology annotation, molecular function: triacylglycerol lipase activity; protein binding. The record is from RefSeq and is a predicted model, not a curated record. Gene Ontology annotation, biological process: lipid catabolic process.
CAUUUUGCCAAUUCUUCACCUGGACUUUUCCCACAUUCACAUCGUAUCACACAGGAGGAACUAGUAUAUAAGGGACCACAAAAUAUAUCAGGUUGCUGUGUUUAUCAGAAUGUGGUUUUUCUGGAUUGGUGCCCUUGUGGGCUGCUUUGCAGGGACUGCUUAUGGUGCAGAGGUUUGCUUCGAAAACCUAGGCUGUUUCUCUGAUAAUAAACCAUGGAGUGGAACAACUGAAAGGCCUAUUGCCCGCCUACCAUGGAGUCCAGAGAAGAUCAACACUCGCUUUCUUCUUUUCACAAGGGAGAACCCAAAUUCCUACCAGGAAAUCAGUACAAACCAAGAUGUUAUUGCAAAAUCCAAAUACAACUCAUCCAGAAAGACCCGUUUUAUAACCCAUGGAUUCAUUGACAGAGGAGAUGAGAACUGGCUUUUUGACAUGUGUAAGCUUAUGUUGACUGUUGAGGACAUAAACUGUAUCUGUGUGGACUGGAAAACUGGAGGACGGACACUGUACACUCAAGCAGCCAAUAACAUUCGAGUGGUCGGAGCUCAGAUGGCUUAUAUGAUUUCCAUCUUUAGGGACCAUUUCCAGCAGAAACCUCAAGACGUGCAUCUUAUUGGGCACAGUCUGGGUGCACACAGUGCUGCAGAGGCUGGCCGAAGGACAGCAGGACUGGGACGAAUUACAGCCUUGGACCCAGCUGAGCCCUAUUUCCAGGGCUGUCCUGAACUGGUACGACUGGACCCCAAUGAUGCCCUGUUUGUUGAUGUCAUUCACACAGAUGCCCUUCCCGUAAUUCCUUAUCUUGGGUUAGGAAUGUCCCAAGCUGUUGGGCAUCUUGACUUUUACCCAAAUGGAGGAGAAGAAAUGCCUGGCUGUGAAAAGAACCUUAUCUCACAAAUUGUGGACAUUGAUGGCAUCUGGGAGGGAACUCGUGACUUUGUUGCCUGCAAACAUCUGAGAGCCUACAAGUACUACAGUGACACCAUUUCAAACCCUGAUGGUUUUCUGGGAUACCCCUGCUCUGACCAGAAUGUGUUUGAGUCUGGUCGUUGUUUCCCAUGCGCUAAUGGUGCAUGUGCACAAAUGGGUCACUAUGCUGACAAAUUUAAAGUGCCUAAUGGAGUGGAUAAGAUGAAGUUCUACUUGAACACAGGCGAUGCUCGACCUUUCGGACGUUACCGAUAUAAAGUUACAGCAACCAUUGAUGGCUCUCGAACCAAUGUCGGAUAUUUCAAGGUGGCAUUGUAUGGUCCUGAUGGCAAUACUCGUCAGUAUACCAUUCACAGUGGCACACUGAGGCCUGGUAAGACCUAUGAGCUACUCAUUGAUGUUGAAAAGGAUGUGGGUGAUCUGACUCUUGUGAAGUUCUUGUGGAACAACAAUGUCAUCAACCCUCUGUUACCCAAAUUUGGCGCCACUAAAAUAACAGUGCAGAGAGGACGAGACAGAGGAAUAUUCACGUUCUGUGGAAGUGAUACGGUGCGAGAGAAUAUCCUGCAGUCACUUUCUUCUUGCCAGUAAAAUAAUCUGAGUUAAUAAAUCAGUUAGCACA